AUUUUCUUGUGAAGUGUUUUUAGACUCAGACCAGACCAGACCAAACAGACCAGACCAGACUUAUACAGACCAGACCAGACUUAAACAGACCAGACCAGACUUCUAGUUAUAAUAAAUUACAAAAUGACGAAACGUUUACGAGAGACCAGCAAAUUAAGAAAACAUCCUAAUUCACAAAUCAGUCAUCCACUUUUGCCUUAACCCGUCCCCGAAAACUCGUUGAUAAUAUCAUAAGGUUUCGAAAAAGAAAACAAUGGAUACAACCAAUUCCAUGGGCCAUGGUCAUCUUCAAUCCCUCUCAAUCAGCCAUGAAAGUCACCAUCAAUAUCGAUCUGAAGUCGUCAAACAAUGAGGGUUGGUUCGUUACGUGAUCCUAAAGAUCAUGUACAACCCCAACAUAAACAUGAACAUGCUCAACCCCCCUCAAUCCAUCAUCCCCAUCCAUCUGACAGUGACUUAGAUGAUUACCGUGCCUGGGUUGCCUAUUACACUGCGCGUGGGUAUACAUUCUCGGACGAAUUCGGGGGCCUUUCUAGUCCCUACUAUUCUGAUGAUCCCAAUACCCCUCCAGUGCAUCGCUCCCAAUUCCUACCUGAUGGUCUCGAAUGGCGUGAAGGGAAGGUUUUUCGCAAGCUUGAACCUGAUGAUGAGUAUUUAAAGUUUAAAUCAAAUGCUGAAUGCGCACAAUUCUUCACAGAAGAUGGGUUUGUUGAUACUAGUGGGUUGAUGUCGGCCGUGUGUGUUGAUUUGCGGAGCUCUGAUUUGCAGAGCUCUGAUUUGCGGAGCUCUGAUUCAGAGAGCUUUGAUGAUACUAAUGACCGGACAUCUUUCUGCGCUAAGCGCACUCUAAAAUACUUCAACCAGCAUGAGCGUGAUGAUAAGGAUCCUGAAUAUGAGUAUGUGCGCGGUCUUUCAAGUUCUUUUUUCAAAACCGACUAUGGAUGGUACUACUACCAUGUGAACUUCCUUGCUAAGCCGACUGGCACCAACCUGGAACCUGAUAUAUUUUUUGCUGAGUUGGAGGCAUCGCCAUUAACUAACCUUCCACGUCAAGUUGUCAACUGGUGCAUCUUUGACCCUAAACAUGAUGGAGUAAAGAAGAUUGUAGAGAAGCCUGAGCGUUGUAUGGUGUUACACCCUGAGGGGUUUUCAUGUCCUUGUAACCAAAAUCCUGAUAAAUUCAUCAGUAAUAAAUUUAUCAGUGGUGGGGUUGAGCUUUUGGGGGAAAGGCUUUAUGCUUAGUUGAUUGGAUAUUUGGAUGGGUCUGUUUUGCUCUCAUGUUUUUUCCCCCUUGCUGUUAGUGGCGAAUAUAUAGAAUCAUAGUUUUUGACAUUAGGUCAAUCAGAUUCCAGAUGUUUUAAUUGGAACAUAUAUUUCUCAAUUAUCCUUAAAUUCCUUAUCGAAAAAGGCCUCUUUGGCUUGGAACUUGGAGGUUGAUGUUCUGUAUUUUCCCCUAUUGUUGAUCAUACGGUGUGGUAUUAUUUCGUGUUGUUUUAGAACUAUUUCC
Molecule: messenger RNA, 1507 nt
Organism: Cuscuta epithymum
Lineage: Eukaryota; Viridiplantae; Streptophyta; Magnoliopsida; Solanales; Convolvulaceae
Source: the annotation of a GenBank genome assembly